AUGAAGAAAGAAGAAAAGAAUCUUUUCGUUAUUAAUGAAAUUGAUGGCUGCCCGCAGCUGUUUCAUUUGCCUGCUGCUGCUGCUGCUGCUGCUGCUCCGCGUCGCCGCCCGCAGCUUUUGUCGGAGUGUCUAGACACCGCAUUUAGAGCUGCCUGCGAGGCCUGCCCCGCUGGCAGGUCUCUGCUGCAGCUGCUGCAGCAGCAGCUGCAGCAACAGCAGCAGCAGCAGCAGCAGGUUGCAGAGCUAAACGCCAACAGGCUGCUGCUCGAGUGGCCAAACAAAUUCGAAAAGCUGGGAACUGUGCUGCUGCUGCCAGGAGGCAGUUUAGAAGGAUUUGAAAACCUCAGAAAAAUGGCGAGUGCGCACAUCGGCAGCGCGGCCUUCGAAGAAAUAGAAAUUCGUUUUUGGAGCUUUUUUGCAAAAGACUUUUUUGUUUCUUCUGUUGCUCUGCAGCAAAAGAUUGAAGGGCCCUUGAGGCUCAACAAGAGCAUUUCCCCUGCUGCUGCUGCUGCUGCUGCUGCUGCUGCUGCUGGAGAAGUCGUGGUGGACCUUUUUGCUGGCAUCGGCUUCUUCGCCCUUCCCGCCCUCGCCUUUUGCCCGCCCCACAAACUCCGCAAACUCUACGCCUGCGACCUCAACCCCCACGCCCUCAAAUUCUUCAGUGAGGCGCUGCCCGUCAACCGCAUAGACCCCAAGAGGGUGACUUUUCUUUUGUGUGACAGCUUCGCGCCUCCGUCCGGUCCAGCUUCUGCUGCUGCUGCUGCUGCUGCUGCUGCGGGCGACGAGGACGCCUUUGCUGCUGCUGUCGAGGCAGCAGUUGAGGCGUCUCCCGCUGCUGCAGCAGCGCGAGCAGCAAUUGGCUCUUCUUCAUCCCCGCAGCAGCAGCAGCAGAGCCGCUCAGCAGCCACUCCACCGUCAUCAACCCCAGCAGCAGCAGCAGCUGCAGCAGCAGCAGCUGCAGCAGCAGCAGCAGCAGCAGCAGCAGGCGUGCCUGCUGCGCUGCUAGGCGCAGCAGACCGAGUGAGCCUCGGGCUAAUCCCCUCCAGCGAAAAGGCCUGGCCAACUGCUGUGGCGCUGCUCAGCAGCAGCAAAGGAGGCUUUCUGCACAUCCACGGAGUGGAGCAGCAGCAGCUCGCGAGCAGCAGCAGCACACCCUCUUGCCUGUACAUAUACCCCCCAGCAGCAGCAGCAGCAGCAGCACCAGCGGCAGCAGCAGCAGCACCAGCAGCAGCAGCAGCAGCACCAGAAGCAGCUGCAGCAGCAGCACCAGAAGCAGCUGCAGCGGCAGCAGCAGCAGGACCGGCAGCGGCAGCAGCAGCAGCAGCAGCAGCGCCCGCAGCAGCAGCAACAGCAGAAGCUGUGAGGGGGAACUGCCGGCUAGGGGCUUCUUUGGCGUUUGCGCAGCACGUGCUGCAGCAAAUUGGAAAGUUGGUGGCAGCAAAAGCAGCAGCAAGCAGCAGCCCGUGGCAGGUGUCUAUACACCGUGUGGAGAAAGUCAAAUCUUUUGCGCCAAAACUUUUCCAUUUUGUUGUCGAAGUUGAAAUAAAGCCUCUUCAGAACUAA
Eimeria tenella is the source of this 1563-nucleotide messenger RNA. RefSeq lists its product as uncharacterized. The coding region runs from base 1 to 1563 and encodes 520 amino acids. Gene Ontology annotation, cellular component: cytoplasm. Gene Ontology annotation, molecular function: tRNA methyltransferase activity. Gene Ontology annotation, biological process: tRNA methylation. The transcript has 5 exons. Lineage: Eukaryota; Apicomplexa; Conoidasida; Eucoccidiorida; Eimeriidae. The record is from RefSeq and is a predicted model, not a curated record.